UGCCAAGUUGAGUGGGAAAAUUUGAGCCGGUUUAUCUAUACCACUUCAAUGCACUACAGACCCAUAAGUCUCUCUUCGUUUCUAUAUCUCUCUCGUGUUAUCAUAUUGGGCGUACAUAAACCUAUCCUUAUGCUACAACUAAAUCUCAAGGCAGAUGGCUCUGCAGUCGCAAAAUUUCUGUCAACUUGUAACACAUUUGAAAAUUGAAAGAAUACAACUGCCGGACGCCAUCCGCCAUUACAGAUACCCCUACUUCUAACGGUGUUCUGACGUAUAUGUGUGACGCACGCACAGGUGUGACGCGCUGCAGCACAUGAGCAAUAACGGUUAUAAAUUUGCGCGAAUUUGAAUUUGAAUAAUUUAAGUGUGUGAGUGCGAAUACGUGGCGAAUACCAAAAAGUAAAUAUCUACCGAAAAUUAUUUGAAGGAACGCCAUGACGAGAAGGUAAAAAAUUUUAGCUUUUUAUUGCAAAUUUAAAUAAAACAAAUAAUGUAUUAUUGUUGUAGAUAUUGUAUUAUUUGUGGUAACAACACAGAAAAUGCGAAGGCACUGCAUUGUUUUCCUCGAUCGCUUGCUAGAUUACGUGAAUGGGGAGAAGCACUGAAAAUUGAGAAUGUAGAAAAAAAAGUGAAAGCACACUGGAGAAUUUGCAGUGAACACUUUUCCGCAAAUUCUUACGCUAACAAUUGGUCAGCAACUUUAAAUCGCAAUGCAGUACCUUCGCAAUACAUCCAAACUUCCAAGACUGAGAUCAUUGAAGAGAAUGCGCUGCAGCCACCAACUGUGACACCCCCAGGUCUUCCGGUCGAACCGUUAAUGGUUACAAAUGAAGACAUACAUUUUUCAACACCAAUUAAAGUUCCCUCCACUCAUCCUGUUCCAUCGACAUCAAAAGGAAGUGCUUCUCUGAUGUAUGAUACUUCUAUGCUCUCUUCUUUGCAUGAAACGCCUACUUCUUCUUGUGCUUCUAUUAAUUUUCGUCAAAAUGCGACUAUUUUUUCUACUAACGAGUCCAAAGCACCAUCGAUUAGUAGAUCUUUGUUUAAGAAAUGUGAUCUCAAUUUCUCGUGUACUCCACGCGAAAAGAAAUUGAGAUCUAUACUUAAACAAAGAGAAAAGCAGCUUCAGGCAGUUAAAAAAUUAUGCAAACAACGUGGAAAAGAAUUGCGACAAGUACAUCAAAUUAAAAAUUUGGAUAAAAAUCCAUUAGUAAAUAAUCUGUUUGAAGGUUUAUCUCCCGUUGUUGCUAAUUUUUUAGUUGCCCAAGUUCGCUGGUCUAAACAACCAACUCGUGCUCGUCGAUGGUCUUUGGAGGACAAACUCUUCGCUCUUCUUUUGUUCAAACGUAGCCCUAGUUGUUAUGCUCUUAUGCGCCGCUUUCUUGCUUUACCUAGUCGCAGUACCCUAACUGCCCUUCUUUCACAUUUUCCAUUAAAGCCGGGGAUUAAUCUUAAUUUAUUCCAACACCUGCAAUCAGUUCUCGCAGGCCGUCCCCCAAAAGAUUCGUUCUGUACUCUAAUGUUCGACGAAAUGAGUAUUCUCGAACAUUUAGAGUACAAUCGAACUGGCGACUGUUUUGUGGGACUGGAGAACUUAGGACACCAUGGCAGCUCUGCAAAAAUUGCAAAUCAUGCCCUGGUGUUCAUGGUUCAAGGUGUUGGAGGUAAAUGGAAACAACCUCUGGCUUUUUAUUUUUCACAUGGUCCUGUUUCUUCGGAUAAAUUGCAACUCAUACUGUUAGACGUUCUUGACACUUGCAGUAACCAUGGUUUGAAUGUGGUAACCUGCAUUUCAUACAUGGGUACUAAUAACGUCAAGACGUUUAAAAGUAUGGGUGCAACGGAAUCCCAACCUUUUUUCGUGCAUAAAGGGAAACGCAUCUUUUGCAUGUUCGAUCCUCCCCACCUUAUUAAGUGCCUCCGCAACAAUUUCCUCAAACACCCCAUCCAAGUCCCAGUUUUAAUUGGUGAGGAAAAUGUAUCCUUCACGGCACGGUGGGAUCACUUGUUGGAGGCUAAGGCCAUUGAUGAUAGGAGCCCUGUGGACUACCGCACUUUGAAGAAGCUGACAGAUGCCCAUUUUCACCCCUCUGUGCAACAAACCAUGAAGGUGAAGUUGGCAGCUCAGAUUUUUAGCCAUUCUUUUGCUGCCUAUAUUCACAGCUUAAUUUCAACGAACAGUGUGUCCAAUGAUAGACUUGGCACAGCGCAGCUGUUGAAAGAUGGCAACAAGUUGUUUGACAGCCUAAAUGGGUUUGCACAGGGGGCAGAAAAUGGUAAGGAGGUACACUGUGUUGUCACUUGGGAAUCAAAGCACUGGUCUUUCUGGGAGGAGAUGCUGGAAAUGAUUCCCAAGUGGCAAUUCCUUCGUGACAACAAUACUGUUUGUUCGCCACCCAGUCAAACAGGGUGGCAACUGACAGUAAAGUCAUUCACGAUGAUUUGUACCGAGCUUCUUCAAAGUGGGGAGUUCACAAGUGUGCGCCCUCGGUCGUUUAAUCAGGAUCCACUCGAGAAUUUGUUUGGGGCCAUUCGUUCUUCGUGCGGAGCCAAUGAUACUCCUACAGCAGCACAAUUCAUAAGCGCUCUAAAGACGCAAGUUGUCUGUGGCCUCUCUAAGGGUCACCUGAAGGGAGGCAACUGCGAGGCAGACAACGCGAAACUUUUGAGCGACUUCCGUCAUUUGUUUGAGGGAUUGAAUCAGCAACUUGACCAACCGAGAAUGGCUGAAAGAUGCAGUGUAAUCGUUAACAUUAGUAGUGUGAUAGAUGUACCAACACUUGCAGAUGAAAUAGAAUUAGCUGUUUUGUCUGGAAGUCCUGGCAUUUUUUCCACAGCUUAUGUUAGCGGCUACAUUGCUAAGAAGCUCUUAGAAAAGUCAAGUUGCGAUAUUUGCAAGAGCGUGUUAAUUACUGAGCCUUCAGCACAAGACAACUUCAAUAUUUAUAUUUCAAACAAAGAAUUUAGUACCGAUAAACACAGGCUAAUUUAUCCAUCCGAGAAAUUAGUCAAAAACGUGGGCAUUAUAACGAACGUAAUGGAAGCAAUCGUUCCCCAGUUAAUGAAUGAUGCACGGGAUGUUCAGCAUAGAAUUGCAACUUCAAUUUUCUCUAGUUCAAAUACAGAAAAUCUUUUUGAAUGGAUUUCCUGUGAUCCUCAUAGGAUAUCAAUCGCACAAUGUAUUGUUGCUGCUGUGGGCCGAGUAUAUCUUCGAUGGUAUGCCACUGGCUUUAAUCGUAAGCGAAAGUCCCAAAGAAAAGCUCGAACUGUUCGCAAAAAAUUGAAAAAAUUGGGACAUCCGUCAUAACGGUUUGUAGAUAUUCCAUGUGAGGGAUGUCCUUUUUUUUUAAUUUUUUAUAGUUACAAAAAUUAGAUUAUUCGUUCUUUGUAAUAAUUAAGUAUUAUGUAAGACAAAAGCCCAGCUUAUAAAAACACAAUGAACAAAUGUUUAAUUAGCUAUUAAAAUAAUUUCAUUUUAAUUAUAUUGUUAAACUAUUUUCAAAUUACAUUAUUUUAUAAACUGGUCCUUUGAACAGGUGAAAUUUUGUAAUUUCAUUUAUUAAAAUGAGUAUGCAUUGGAUGCCAUAAAUAACGUUUUAAUAAUUAAUUGUUUUCAGUUGUAUCAACAAUAUUUGUUCAAUUUUUGGCCAACAGUUUCAGAUUUUUUUUGGGACUGUUGCUUACGAUUGAACCUAGUCGCAUACCAUCGAAGAUAUACUCUGCCAGUCUAUCAACAGCAGCAACAUUGCAUUCUACUAUUGAUAUCUUAUGGGGAUCACAGGAAAUCCAUUCAAAAAGAUUUUCUGUAUUUGAGCUGGAGAAAAUUGAAGUUGCAAUUCUAUGCUGAACAUCUCCUGCAUCAUUCAUUAACUUGGAAACGACUGCUUCCAUUACGUUCGUUAUAAUGCUCACGUUUUUGACCCAUUUCUCUGACAAAUAAAUAAGCCUGGCUCAGUAGUUAACACGCUCUUGCAAGAUAAGAUAUCAAUUGAAGAAUGUAUUGUCGUGGCUGUAGGCAGAAUAUAUCUUCGGUGGUAGCCACUGGAUUGAAUCGUAAGCGAAAAUCCCAAAGAAAGGCUCCAACUAUUUUCAAAAAAUUGAACAAAGUUAUCUUCUUGUUGAUUUCUAGUUUCUGUUUUAUUAUUAAAUAAAAAUUAUUGUGAUA
This is a messenger RNA of Zophobas morio, 4165 nucleotides long. RefSeq lists its product as uncharacterized. Bases 491 to 3307 code for a protein of 938 amino acids. The transcript has 5 exons. The record is from RefSeq and is a predicted model, not a curated record. NCBI's taxonomy places the organism in Eukaryota, Metazoa, Arthropoda, Insecta, Coleoptera, Tenebrionidae.